AUGGAGAAGAAGAAAAAAAAUUAUAAAAUAUCUGAUGAUAACGAGAUUAGCGAAAUUAAUAGAACAUCAAAAGAUAGAAUGGAUCCUCUAGUAAAACUAAAAGAAGAGAGAGAAAAAUUAAUCCAGUGGUCUAUUAAAUUAAAAAAUAAUAGUUCUUCAUUUCUAAGCUCAGAUAAAUUAGAUAAAGAUAAAAGUGAGAAAUAUUAUUCUAGUGAUGAAUCUUAUAACAACAAUAAAUAUAAUAACAAGCUGAAUAACAAUAGCGAUAACAGAAAAAAAAAAAUAGAUAAUGAAAUAAAUUAUUAUGAGGAUAAAGAAGAUGAAAUAAAAGAAAAUAAUUUGAAUUGUAAUGAUAUAGUUAAAAUUAGAUUAAAAGGAAAUAUGGAAAAUAAAAAUAGAGUUCACAUAAAUUUUAGAGAAAAAGAUUCUCUAAAUGAAUCAUUAGAAGAUGACCAAUAUUUUAUGCUUUCAAAUUACAAAGGAGGAGAUGUUAAGUUAAAUAGUAAAUUAGAAAAAAAUAAAAAAGGUAUAAAUAAUUCAAAUAAAGAAAAUGAAUGUGAAAUUCCAAAAAAUGAAAAGUAUUUAACUGAAAAUAUUUUUGAUAAAAAAAAAAUUCUUAGUAAAGAAUUUGAUUAUAUUUCUAGCAAUGAUAGCUCCGCUGAUAUUACUCAGAAAACUUUUUCUUUUAAUACUCUAAAAAAAGAUAUAAAUUGUUAUAAUAAUAAUAAUAAGAUAAAUAAUUAUACUAAAAAUGUGUCUGAUAUACAUAUUAGGGAGCCUUUUUAUAAAAUUCCUAAAAAUGAAAAUAAAACAGGAAAUAAUUUUAUUACGGGAAACGAAGAAAAGAUGAAGAAAGAAUUAUAUCCAAAUAGCGAUAUUACGUUUGAUGAUUUGGGAAAUAAUAACUUGAAAAAUAAAAAAAAAAUAAAAUUAACAAGAAAAAAAAAAAAUGACAACAAUAAUAUUCAUUCUUUUAACUUAAAAAACCAAAAUAUAAAUUAUCUCAAUGAUAUAAAAAUUGAAAAAAAUAACAAUAAAUCUUCUAGUGGCAGCAUUCAAACAUUUUUACCUAUAACAUCUUUAAUAAAUUCAACUGAAAAUUCUUCAUGCACAACAAUAUUUUCGAAUAAUGAAAUUAAUGAAAAUAAGAAAAUUAAUAAUGAUAAAAUAAAACAUAUAGAAGCAAAAAAAAUGGCAAGUUUAUUAAAAGAAAAAGUAAAUCUAUUGGAAAAGAAAAAAGAAAUUUUAAAUGAUAAAAUGAAUGAUUUACAUGAUAAUGUAUAUACCUUAGUGGAUUCUAAGCAAAGAGAUAAUUUAGCAAUUCAGCAUUAUGAAACGUUAAUAAAAAACUUAGAAACUAAAUACAAUAAAUUAUUUAAUAUGUAUCAAGAAUUAGAUGAACAUCGUAUUUCCUAUGUUGAAGCUUAUAGAGAAAAACAAACCAAAAUAGAAAAUUUAUGUGCUAUUAUGCAAAUUAAAAGUGAAGAAAAUCUAAAAUUAAUACAAGAAAUGAAUAUUAUUAAUAAAAAAGUUGAAGAGUUACAAGGUCACAUUUACGAAUACACAAAAGAUAUUGAAGAAAAAGAAAUUACGUUAAGUAAAAAAAAGGAAGAAAACAUUAUGUUAAAAAAUUCAUUAGACAAGGCUAAUAGUGAAAUUGAAGAAUUAAAAAAAAAAUUAGAAAAAAAAUCAAAAGAAUUAAAUGAAAUGGCAGAAAAAUAUAAUUCUCUACAAGAAGAAAAUGAAAAUAUAAAACUUAAAUAUAAAGAAACUGAAGAUAAAUAUGGUGAUAUAAAUAAUUUUUAUUUACCCAAAAUAGAUAAUUUGCAGUAUAUUAUUAAUAAAAUUCUACAAAUUUUCAAGUUAAAUGACGAAAAUAUUUUAAAUUAUUCUAAUUUUUUUAAAGAAAAUGCUAGAAUUAUUGAAGAAAAACUUAGAAAUAAUAAUAAGAAAUAUGAAGAUAUAAUUCUUUUAUUAGAUAGUAAUUUAAUAGAUCCAAUUAUAAAUGUAGUUAAAGAAAGAGAAAGUGAGUAUAAACAACAAACAAGAGACAUGGAAAAUAAAUUUGAUGAUGAAUUACUAAAGAUGUACGAAAAUAAUAUCAACAAUAUUGAAUUAGCUAAAAACCAAAUUGAUCAAUUUAAAAAUAAACUGGCAUCAGCAAUUCUUCAAAGAAAUAAUACCAAGAACAAAGCUUUACUAUUGUCCCAUGGUCAAGGGCGUUUAAAUAAUAAAUCAGUAAUCAGAGAAUUAAAAAAAAUGAAUACAGGAACUUUAAUUUAUAAAUGCAAGUAUUACACUUUUAAACAUAAACCCGUUUUAAUAUACAUGAAAAUUGUUGAUAACAAAUUUAUUACAUGGAGUAAAAAUACUAAAGGAGAAAAAGGAUUUAAGAAGAAAAAAUUAAUAGACAUUAAGGAUGUUAUAUCAAUAGAUUUCGGUAUAAACAGUAGACCUGUGUAUUGGCUCAUAGAAAAACAGAAUAAAAAAAAACUAGAAAAAAAAAAAAUAGAAUCUAAUCAAUUUUACGAUAAUGAAUACCAAAUUGAUCCUUAUAAGUGUUUCACUUUAUAUACUAAGAAGAGAGCUUAUGAUUUUUUUUCAGAUGAUGAAGAAGUAAUUGCUACAUGGGUAAUAGGUCUUGGUGUACUAUGUUAUGAAUACACUAAGAGUCCUAACAUUCAGUCAAGAUCAGAAUUUAUCAUUAAAAAAGCUCAACUGAAAUUAAAAUUAUAUUGUAUUAAAAAUAAUAUAAAUUAUACUAUAUUGUGGAAAGAUGCUAUCAAAAAAACUCAAAAACAAAUUUCUAAAUAA
Molecule: messenger RNA, 2814 nt
Organism: Plasmodium relictum
Lineage: Eukaryota; Apicomplexa; Aconoidasida; Haemosporida; Plasmodiidae
Product: conserved Plasmodium protein, unknown function
Exons: 2
Coding region: 1-2814 (937 amino acids)
Source: RefSeq, a predicted model, not a curated record